Prorocentrum cordatum is the source of this 3468-nucleotide messenger RNA. Lineage: Eukaryota; Dinophyceae; Prorocentrales; Prorocentraceae. The record is from the annotation of a GenBank genome assembly.
AUGAGCGUAAAGCUCAUCGGCUGCGCGAAAGACGGCUUGCUGGCCAUGCUGGACCAGGAAUGCCAGUCGGUGGGCGGCAACGCGGAGCAGUUGUGCAGAAAGUUGCAGGGCGCACACGGCACGAGCAAGUUGUUUGGCGUCGUGAGACAGCGGCCGGGCAAUUUCGUCGUGGAGCAUUUCGCUGGCCCGGUGGAGUACACGUCCCAGACAUUUCUCGAGAAGAAUCGGGACGAGCUGAGCGCGGACCUCGUCGGGUGUCUGAAGGGCAGCUCCGACGAGUUCAUGCGCCAGCGUUUCGUCGAGCAUGACCGGCACUUCGGCACGCAGGAGUUUGUGUCAGUGCAGACGGGUUCCCGGCGGGUCGUGGCUGCGAAGAAGCACUCCGUCUCUGGGGAGUUCCGCGGCCAGCUCAGUUCGCUGAUGCAGCGCAUCCAGACCACGGAGCCACAUUUCGUGCGCUGCAUCAAGCCCAACCCAGAGAGCCGAGCGGGCGUCUUCCACCGCCCCUCCGUCGUGCAGCAGCUGCGGUACCAGGGGGUCCUGCAGGCCAUCGAGGUGAGCCGCGCGGGCUACCCCAUGCGGCUGAACCACCGUCAGGGCGUCCUGGACUUCCGCAGUUUGGCCAGGCGGGAGGACAAGGCCCAGGUGGAAGCCCAGAUGCUGUGGGGCCGCUUCGAGGCGGCCGCGCAGGUCCUCUUCCAAGGCAUUUCGGAGAGCCUGCCGAGAGGCUCUUGGGCGCUUGGCAGGACCCGACUGUUCCUGAAGCGCGAAGGCGUGGAGGCGCUGAGCUCGGCGCUGAGCCGCGCCCGCCGCGACGCCGCCAUCCGUGCGCAAGCCUGGUGGCGCGGCCGCCUCUGCCGCUGGCGCUUCAUCCGGCUGGCGCGGGCGGCGCUGCGGCUGCAGGCCGGCGCCCGCGCGUUGCUGGCCCGUCGCGUCGCACAGGCCAUGCUGCGCCAGAGGGCCGCCGUGGCCGUGCAGAGCGCCCGGCGCAUGGUGGCCGCGCGCCGGCUGCGUCUGCGCAGCCUGCUGGCGGCACGCUUCAUCCAGUAUUGGCUGCAAUCGCGAAGGCUGCGGGCAUGGCUGCUGCGAGCUGUCGUCGCGGCCCGCAGGCUGCAGUGGUGGCAGCGGGCUUCCAGGCAGCGCUGGCGCGCAUUCCGAAGGAGGUGGUCGGCCCGCCUCCUUCAGAAGGUGUGGCGAGGCCACAGAGGCCGUCUGGUGGCGCGCGAGCAGGCGAAGGCACGGGAGCGACGCAGGAGUGCUGCCAGCAGGGUGAUUGGGUCCUGGCGCAGGCACGUCUGCAGGCGACUGCUCUUCCUUCCCGGCGACGAGACUGCGAGAUCUCAGCAUUGCAAGGCGCCCGCCUGCAGCUCCACCGAGGUGCAGCAGGAGCGGGAUGUGGCCACGAGGCACGUCGCAUUGGAGCGGGCCUCACUAGGGGAGCUGCUGGCCGUGAGGGAGGAGCUGAAGACCCACGUCGCCGCGCUGUCCAGACACGCCCUCGUGGUCCGCAAGCAGGCGGGCUACUUGAAGCAGCAGGCCUUGCAGAUGUCCCGCCAGACCAUCCGUGCGCAAGCCUGGUGGCGUGGCCGCCUCUGCCGCUGGCGCUUCCUCCGGCUGGUGCGGGCGGCGCUCCGGCUGCAGGCUGGCGCCCGCGCGAUGAUGGCCCGCCGCCUCGUGCAGUCCAUGCAGCGCCAGAGGGCCGCCGUGGUCGUGCAGAGCGCCCGUCGCAUGGUUGCGCUGCGCCGGCUGCGUCUGCGCAGCUUGCGCGCGGCAUGCAUCAUUCAGUUCUGGUUUCGAUCUCGAAGAGCGCAGGCAAAGUUGCUGCGAGCGGCCGUCGCGGCCCGCAGGCUGCAGUGGUGGCAGCGGGCUUUUUUCAUGCAGCGGCGGCGCGCACUGCGGAGGUGGUGUUCGGCCUGCCUCCUUCAAAAGGUGUGGCGAGGUCACAGGGGCCGUCUGGUGGCGCGCGAGCAGGCGAAGGCACAGGAGCGGCGCAGUCGUGCUGCCAGCAGGGUGGUUGGGUCCUGGCGCAGACACGUCUGCAGGCGGCAGCUGCAGCAGCGGUGCUCCUUGCUGAGUGGCUCGGCUGGCCUCCUUCAGAGAGUGUGGCGAGGGCACCGAGGCCGUCUGGCUGCGCACGAGGAGGCCAAGGCAAAGAAGGCGGACGACCUAAAGCAGCAGACCCUGAAGCUGUCGCGCCAGACCAUCCGUGUGCAAGCCUGGUGGCGCGGCCGCCUGUGCCGCUGGCGUUUCCUCCAGGUGGUGCUGGCGACGCUCCUGCUGCAGGCUGCCGCCCGCGCGUUGAUGGCCCGACGCCUCAUGCAGGCCAUGCGGCGCCAGAGGGCCGCCGUGGUCGUGCAGAGCGCUCGUCGCAUGGUGGUCGCGCGCCGGCUGCGCUUGCGAAGCUUGCGCGCGGCAAGCGUCAUCCUGUACUGGCUGCAAUCGCGAAGACUGCGGGCACGGCUGUUGCGAGCGGUCGCCGCGGCCCGCAGACUGCAGCGCUGGCAGCGAGCUUCCAUGCAGUGGCGGCGCGCCCUGCGGCGGUGGUCCGCGGCCUGCCACCUUCAGAGGGCGUGGACAGGCUACAGAGGCCGUCUGGUUGCACACGAGCAGGCGAAGGCACAGGAGCGGCGGUGUUCAGUCUGCCUUCUUCAGAGGGUGUGGCGAGGCCACACAGGCCGCCGGGCCGCAAGAGAGGAGGAGAAGGCGCGGGAACGCUGCAGGAGUGCCGCCGGCAGGCUGCUGGGGCCUCUGCGCCGGUACGUCUGCAGGCGGCGGCUGCAGCGGCGGCGCGCCUUGCGGAGGUGGUCCGCGGCCUGCCUCAUUCAGAGGGCGUGGCGAGGCCACGGAGGCCGCCUGGCCGCGCGCGAGGAGGCGAGCGCACGGGAGCGGCGCGGGAGCGCCGCCGGCAGGGUGCUGAAGUCGUGGCGCAGGCACGUCUGCAGGCGGCUGCGGGUCUUGCCCAGCGACGAGCUCGCGAGGGUUCAGCACGUCGCGCCCCCGCGUGCCGCCCCGAGGGUCCCUGCGCUCUUCCUGGCGCCCGCCCUGAACUCCGCCGAGGCGCGACUGGAGCUGGAGGCGAGGGGGAGGUUCAUCGGACUGCAGCGGGCCUCGCUAGGGGAGCUUCUGGCCGCGAGGGAAGAGCUGCAGGCCCGCGUCGCCGCGAUGUCCAGGCGCUCCCACGUGGCCCGCAAGCUGGCGGAUGACAUGAAAGAGCGGUUCCUGGAGCUGUCGCGCUGGACCGCCUUCGGCAUGAUGAGCCAGGUCGCCGAGAAGUACUUUGGCUGCGGCUGCGAAUGCAGCGGCAGGGACCGUCGAGACUUCGCGCCCGCAGACGCAGGCCUCGGCGACCAGCAGGAGCGCAGCGGCUUUCCAGAGCCCGCGCGCUGGCUGACCCCGCGGACCGCCCCGCCCAGCGCUCGGGGAAGCGCCCCGCCCAGCGCCCGGAGAAGCCCACUCAGCGCCGAGUGA